Rhagoletis zephyria (snowberry fruit fly) is the source of this 1103-nucleotide messenger RNA. Its product is annotated as G patch domain and ankyrin repeat-containing protein 1 homolog. Gene Ontology annotation, molecular function: protein binding; nucleic acid binding. The record is from RefSeq and is a predicted model, not a curated record. Lineage: Eukaryota; Metazoa; Arthropoda; Insecta; Diptera; Tephritidae.
UCGUAAACAUUGCAAUUUUUUGUUAUAUGAAAAGUUUUCUGGGUAAUUAUAAUGGAGUCAGGAGAUGCACAGCUGCAUCCUAACUGGUGGGCACUGGCUAGGGUAAACUUUCCGCUAAAACGUUUCGUUCGUGGGCUAGAAUUGCAGAGCAAUGAAGCUAAUCAAGACCAACACCAAAGUUCUCUACCAUGUGAAAUGGACGGCGUGGAAGUGCAAAAGUUUUAUGAGGAACUAACAGAUAAAUUUACGAGCAACCAAUCAGUUAUCACUACGCUACCGGUUGAUUGCCAAUCAAUCAGCAAAAAGGGCCAAUCUUUAAAAUUUAAUCGCGUUAAAUUUUUUCGAUACGCCACUUCGAAUAACAUAGAAGAAUUAGCGAGGUUCGAUUAUCAGCCCAAUGAUGUCAAUGCUUGUGAUACGUUUGGAUGGACUGCUCUUAUGAUGGCUGCUUGUGAGGGAGCCAAAAAUGCAGUUCGAAUGCUGCUACAGUUGGGCGCUGACAAAAACAUAAAAGAAAAGUGUGGAAGGACAGCUCUUGAUAUCGCAAAGCAAAAAGGCCACGAAGACAUUGCAGUUUUAUUGAAAAGAGGACUUGAAUUUGAAAUAUCGAGGGUUGAUGAAAAACGCAGUCCUUCUGACCAUCCAACUCAGGCUUUUUAUUGCUCCAUCUGCGCUCAAACUUUCUCGGAUACAACUCGCCUUCAACAUCAAACAUCCACACUUCACCAAUUUAAUACGAAGUCCACUAAAAGCAAACACAAGCUGGAUAAAUUCAAUAUUUCUUCAAAAAAUCGUGGUCUACAAAUGAUGGUAAAACAAGGUUGGGAUAAGGAAAGCGGAUUGGGGCCAACAAAAGACGGCAGGUUAUAUCCCAUUAAAACCGUAAUACGGAAGAAACGAACAGGGCUCGGAACCGAUCAAGAGCCUGCGCGUAUAACCCAUUUUGGUGCAAAUGAUUUGGAAGCAGUGAAACACAAUAAUUCAAGCGUGUUGCCUACGAAGAAAAAGCGUUCACGUAACGAUAUUCGUUCAGAAAAAUUACGAGAAUGGAAACGCGAGCGACGUCUUCGGAAAGAACUGAGCUGAUGAAGGGAACAUAAUUG